Molecule: messenger RNA, 1375 nt
Organism: Camellia sinensis
Lineage: Eukaryota; Viridiplantae; Streptophyta; Magnoliopsida; Ericales; Theaceae
Source: RefSeq, a predicted model, not a curated record
AGGGUUUUGCUGAGGUAUAAAAAAUGGCGACUCGCUUCUUCACUCGCUCUCUCCUCACAACCAAACAAACCAUCUCUUCGGUCCUCUCUCGCUCCUACAUCUCUAUUUCUCUCUAUACUCCAUCUUCUCUCUCUACUCCUUCCUCUAUCCUCCGCCUCCGCCCUCUCGUCGCUGUCUCCGCCCACUUCCGCCGCCUCUCUCCGGCGGCGUCUUCCAUCCGAGGGUUCUCCACUCGCCAGACCUCGUCGUCUCUCAACGAUCCGAACCCUAACUGGUCCAAUCGUCCCCCGAAGGAGACGAUACUGCUCGAUGGUUGCGAUUUCGAGCACUGGCUUGUUGUUGUGGAGAAACCUGAGGGUGAACCCACCAGAGACGAGAUCAUCGAUAGCUACAUCAAAACCCUAGCUAAAGUUGUUGGGAGUGAGGAGGAAGCAAGGAUGAAAAUCUAUUCAGUCUCAACUAGACACUAUUUUGCAUUUGGAGCCCUUGUAUCUGAAGAAGUUUCAUACAAAAUCAAAGAAUUGCCAGGGGUUCGUUGGGUGCUUCCUGACUCUUACUUGGAUGUUAGGAAUAAAGAUUAUGGAGGGGAGCCUUUCAUUAAUGGACAAGCUGUACCUUAUGACCCCAAGUACCACGAGGAAUGGGUGAGAAACAAUGCUCGGGCAAAUGAUAGAAAUAGGCGCAAUGACAGACCUCGUAACUUUGACAGAUCAAGAAACUUUGAAAGGAGGAGAGAGAAUAUGCAGAAUCGAGAUUUCCAGAACCCUGGAUCCAACAUGGGGCCACCUGGAUCCAACAUGGGACCACCACCCAAUAUGGGACCAAUGCCCCCCAAUAACAUGGGAGGUGGCCAGCCCAAUAUGGGUGGGAUGCCACCUAAUAACAUGGGAGGCAUGCAGCAGCAAAACAUGGGACGAAUGCCUCCAAAUAAUAUGGGAAUGCCACCAAACAAUAUGGGAAGAAUGCCGCCGCCAAACAACAUGGGAGGACCGCCCAAUAACGCACCAAAUUUCCAAUAUGGGGGUGGACCUAACAAUGUAGGCAUGCCUUUCCAAAACCGGGAAAUGCCUGGUCCGGGACAAAACAGAGAAUACCAGCAUAACUAUGCUCCAAACACAUCAGGCGGAAACCCUUACCAGACCCAGGAUAUGCCUGGAAGAGAUAUGCCCCCACCACCAAAUUAUCAAUAGAGGCACGCUGUAGAUAUCCAAGUAUGAAGUAUUAUAUUUUGUUUUAAUCGCUUUGAAGGUGGCUAGAAAACUUGUGGAUGUUAUUAUGGUUCAAUGCUAGACUUUUAAGAACUGGUUGGAUGUGCAAAUAAGAUUGUAUGAUUUCUUAUGGCAUGAUUUCAAAUAGUUCUUCACAUUGUUUCAAA